This is a messenger RNA of Rhizophagus irregularis DAOM 181602=DAOM 197198, 894 nucleotides long. The record is from RefSeq and is a predicted model, not a curated record. Lineage: Eukaryota; Fungi; Glomeromycota; Glomeromycetes; Glomerales; Glomeraceae.
AUGAACAAACGCAAAAGUCAAACCAAAAGUUAUAAUACAACUCUCCUUACUACCGGAAAAAUUAUUCUAGAAAUACAUUAUGGACAUUUUUCUCGGGAAUGGUGGAUAGCAACUGAAAAUAAUAUAAACGAUCAGGCGACGCGACUAGUUCCAAUAAGGUUGGGUAUGCAAACACUUACAAAACUCAAUAGUUAUGAGUUUAUUAUUGUUGUUUUAGGUGCAGAUAUAGAAAUUACACCUGGUCCAAGAUAUCAAGCAAAUUGUUAUUUUAUAAAUAACGAGUUAAUAAAUGGUGAUAUAUGUACAAACUCUUCAUUUGCUAUUACAUCAUUAUAUAAACGUCUUUUUGGAACAAAAACAAAAUUUUCUGGGCCGCUUGUUAUGGGUUUUGACCAAGAAAUUAUCGUAGAAAAAUUACUAAAAGAUGUUAAAUUUCAGCCUUUUGAAUUUUUUGUGGGACGACUUCAGAUAGUAGUUUUUGGAAUUGGAAUUUCAAAUAGUCAAGAAUGGAACUAUGCUGGAGAAGGAUACCAGUCAUCUUUUAUUGAUAAUGUUAAUAAAAAACUAUUUUUAUAUGUUCAAACUUUUACUGCUAAGAAAUCAGAUGUGUGGUCUCAAGUAGAUUAUAAACCAAAAUUUGAUGCGAACAAAUUAUUUGGAGUUGAUAAUGAAUAUACACAAACAUUAAUCAGUAAGCUGCAAAUUCCAUCAUGUACACCAGAAGAAUGGAAUAAUUUGCCUUUAUUGCAGCAAAUCUUUGAAUAUCAUCUAAAAAAACGAACAAUUUCUGAUGUUAACUGGAUGGGGUUUAUUGAAAAUUGGAAAAAUCAACAGAGUGAAAUUAUUGAAUUGCGAAUAUCUUUGAUGCAACUAUAUGGAUCUGAAUCCCUAUAA